AUGUAUGCCUGCGACGUGGGGCCGGCCGGGCGCCGCCUCCGCGGGUAUGAACAGUUCGCCUACGACGGCGCCGAUUACAUCGCCCUGAACGAGGACCUGCGCUCCUGGACCGCGGCGGACACGGCGGCUCAGAUCACCCGGCGCGACUGGGAGGCGGCCGGUAAGGCGGAGUACUGGAGGAGCUACCUGGAGGGCGAGUGCGUGGAGUGGCUCCGCAGAUACUUGGAGAACGGGAAGGAGAUGCUGCAGCGCGCAGAUCCCCCAAAGACUCAUGUGACCCACCACCCCAUCUCUGACCGAGAAGUCACCCUGAGGUGCUGGGCCCUGGACUUCUAUCCUGGGGAGAUCACCCUGUUCUGGCAGCUUGAUGGGGAGGACCUGACCCAGGAAACAGAGCUUGUGGAGACCAGGCCUGCAGGGGACGGGACCUUCCAGAAGUGGGCGGCUGUGGUUGUGCCUUUUGGAGAGGAGCAGAGAUACAUGUGCCAUGUGCAGCGCAAGGGGCUGCCUGAGCCCGUCACCCUGAGAUGGAAGCCGCCUCCUCAUUCCACCAUCCCCAUCAUGGGCAUCAUUGUUGGCCUGGUUCUCCUUGGAGCUGUGGUCACUGGAGCUGUGGUGGCUGGAGCUGUGAUGUGGAGGAAGAAACGCUCAGGCAGCGACAGUGCCCAGGGCUCUGAUGUGUCUCUCAUGGAUCCUAAAGAUGAGACUCUGGAGGCCUGA
This is a messenger RNA of Diceros bicornis minor, 720 nucleotides long. RefSeq names its product patr class I histocompatibility antigen, A-126 alpha chain-like. The transcript is spliced from 4 exons. Bases 1 to 720 code for a protein of 239 amino acids. Gene Ontology annotation, cellular component: external side of plasma membrane. The record is from RefSeq and is a predicted model, not a curated record. Gene Ontology annotation, molecular function: peptide antigen binding; signaling receptor binding. Lineage: Eukaryota; Metazoa; Chordata; Mammalia; Perissodactyla; Rhinocerotidae. Gene Ontology annotation, biological process: immune response; antigen processing and presentation of endogenous peptide antigen via MHC class I via ER pathway, TAP-independent; antigen processing and presentation of endogenous peptide antigen via MHC class Ib.